GCUUUGAGAACACGUGUGGAGGGGUUGUGUUUCGGUCACCCAGUGGACGCGAGUAAAAGACUGGGAAAGAGAGCGAACGAGAGAGAUAGAGACAGGGGGAGGUUGAGCUUGUCUCCAUUUUGGAUUUCUCUGAGCUGUGGACGGAGAGCGAAAGAGGCAAUAAAGAAGCCGUUAGCGCCUAUGUAAUCCCAGAGGCUGUUGUUCUGCGUUGUCGUGACAUUAGAAUAUUGAGAGAAACGCACAAGUCGGGAAUAUAGACCCAAAAACAAGCUCCUAAACCGGAAGCGGGUUCCUACACCUUUCUGCAUUCUCCUGGGGGCGCUUCAAGUGUGUAAUCCUGCCUGCUAAGUAGGCUAUUAUCGUCGAUCUCUCAGGUCGGUUCUCGGCUUCUGCUGAGCAAGAGGAAAGCCCUCUGGAUUUGUGAAGUAUGAAGAAAGGCCAUCUCUAGUGAAGGAAAGAUGGCGGACAAGAGAAAACUACAGGGUGAGAUUGAUCGGUGUUUGAAGAAGGUUUCAGAAGGUGUUGAGCAGUUUGAAGACAUUUGGCAAAAGCUACACAACGCAGCAAAUGCAAACCAGAAAGAAAAGUAUGAAGCGGAUUUGAAGAAGGAGAUAAAGAAACUACAGCGAUUGCGGGACCAAAUAAAGACAUGGGUAGCAUCCAAUGAGAUCAAAGACAAGAGACAACUCAUUGAAAACCGGAAACUAAUAGAAACGCAAAUGGAAAGGUUUAAGGUAGUAGAACGUGAAACAAAGACAAAAGCCUACUCUAAGGAAGGUCUUGGUUUGGCUCAGAAGGUGGACCCAGCUCAGAAGGAAAAAGAAGAAAUCGGGCAGUGGCUAACGAACACAAUUGACUCAUUGAAUAUGGGUGUCGAUCAGUUUGAAAGUGAAGUCGAAUCUUUGUCUGUACAAACACGGAAAAAAAAAGGCGACAAGGAUAAGCAGGACAGGAUCGAGGGCUUGAAGCGGCAUAUAGAGAAGCAUAGGUAUCACAUUCGAAUGCUAGAAACCAUCCUGCGAAUGUUGGAUAAUGACUCCAUCAAUGUGGACUCCAUCAGGAAGAUUAAGGAUGAUGUAGAAUACUACGUGGACUCUUCCCAAGAACCUGAUUUUGAAGAGAAUGAAUUCCUUUAUGAUGACCUUGAUUUAGAAGACAUUCCUCAAGCACUGGCAGCUACUUCCCCACCGACUCAUAGUAAUUUGGAGGACGAGAUCUUCAAUCAGUCUAGUAGUACUCCUACCUCUACCACAUCAAGCUCUCCUAUUCCACCAAGUCCUGCCAAUUGCACGACAGAAAACUCUGAAGAUGACAAGAAAAUUCGUGGCAGGUCUACAGACAGUGAAGUUAGUCAGUCACCAGCAAAGAACGGAUCUAAAAGUACCCAUAACAACCAUCAUCCACAGUCCCCUGCAGUGACUCCAAGUUACCAAAUAGGAAGUAGUUCCAGCACAUUGUCUUCUUUGGGAAAUGGACCAGCUACAAACAGCAAUGGGACAGUAUCAAAUAGCAGCGGUACAAGCAGUAACAGCAGCACCAACAGCAAAAACAACCCUCCCAGCGGACACACGUCUGGUACACCCACUCCAUAUGCACAGGCAGUGGCUCCUCCCCCAUCUAAUUCAAAUGCAUCCCAGCCUAGGCCUUCCAAUGCCCAGCAGAACACAAGCAAACAAAAUGGAGCAACAAGUUACAGCUCUGUAGUAGCAGAAAACUCCACAGAUGUUGCACUUGGUAAUAUCAGUCAAUCACAAUCAAGCCAGUCUGUGAUUCACAACCCGCCAACAAGCACUGCGAAAGAGACAAACAGUGUCCUCCAACCAUCCAGCAACAGCAGUAAUACAAGCACUGGACCUAGUUUACUAUUACCCUUAAGCGUAAACUCUCCAAGUUCACCAACACCAAGUUUCGGUGACCCUAAACCCAGCCAGCCACUACUUAACGGUCCAUCUCAGUUUAGUUCUACACCAGAGAUAAAGGCACCUGAGCCCUUAAGUACACUGAAAUCUAUGGCUGAAAGAGCAGCUAUUGCAACAAAUUUAGAAGAUCCAGUGCCUGCUAUCCAUCUGGCCGAGCGAGAAAUCAUCCUCAAUACAACUACAACACAGCCACCUUCCAGCCAACCCUCAACACAGCUUACAGAAGUGAACAUCCCUCUUUCACUAGGUGUGUGUCCCUUGGGCCCUGUCCCACUCACCACAGAUCAGCUUUACCAACAAGCAAUGCAAGAAGCUGCAUGGCAUCACAUGCCACACCCAUCUGAUUCAGAAAGAAUACGGCAGUACCUCCCACGGAAUCCAUGUCCAACGCCUCAGUAUCACCAUCAGAUGCCUCCACCUCAUUCAGACACAGUGGAAUUCUACCAGAGACUUUCUACAGAAACUCUUUUCUUUAUCUUCUAUUACCUGGAGGGCACUAAAGCACAGUAUUUAGCUGCUAAAGCAUUGAAGAAACAGUCUUGGAGGUUUCAUACCAAAUACAUGAUGUGGUUUCAAAGGCACGAGGAGCCUAAGACAAUAACUGAUGAAUUUGAGCAGGGGACAUACAUCUACUUUGAUUAUGAAAAAUGGGGCCAACGGAAGAAGGAAGGUUUCACCUUUGAGUAUCGUUAUCUGGAAGACCGUGAUUUACAGUGACCUUUUCUUCAUCACACCUAGCCUUCCAGUUUCACAGAGGCAAACUGCAAAAUUGGGAAUAAUGAGGGGAGGGACCGAAGACGUCUCUUCAGUUUUAUUCCCAUCAAGAGUUGAGAGGAGAGAAAAUCUGGACAAACACUUACGUGCAUGCAGUUAAAAAAAAAUCCAAUAAGUGGAGUAAGAUUGUGUGUGGAGGUGACAAAGGAUAAAAACAUGAUACAGCCAGCAUCCCAUAACAUCCUGUUUACUCUUCAGUAGGCUUAAAGGACAAUGAAUGGCAGCGUCAAUUUUUUAAUGUAAUUAGUUUAAAAUGGGAAAAAAAUGAACAAAGUGCAUAUAAAAGUCUUUGUAAGAAGAAGAAAAAGCUAUCCUUCCCUCGUGGUUAUUUCUGAAGGUGGGAAUAUCUGGUCUCUACCCUGUGGGGUUCUACUGGCUGGCAUUUGCACCCUUUUCCUCAAAACAAAAAUGUUUUGAGUUCAAUAAUUUUGUCCUUUUUGGCAGAUACUGUAUCUUUUUGUUUUGAUAACAAAGUGCAUAAAGAAUUAAAGUGUUUUUAUUUUUUCCCUCUCCCCCUUCCCCCCCCCCCCCCCCCCCCCCCAUUUCAAUCACUUAUACCUUUCAUCUUCGAUACACUUAUCUGUACCGAAUGAAUUAAUGGUAUGGAAAGCUGGUUUAAAAUAUUUUUCGUAACCUAUUUUCAUUUUGGAAAAUAUUUAUGAAUAAAUAGUUUUAUAUGAUGUCUUCUCAUGCAAGAAUA
Messenger RNA from Rana temporaria (common frog), 3393 nucleotides. It is a transcript of the gene CNOT3, whose product is annotated as CCR4-NOT transcription complex subunit 3. Lineage: Eukaryota; Metazoa; Chordata; Amphibia; Anura; Ranidae. Gene Ontology annotation, biological process: regulation of stem cell population maintenance; nuclear-transcribed mRNA poly(A) tail shortening; regulation of DNA-templated transcription. Gene Ontology annotation, cellular component: P-body; nucleus; CCR4-NOT core complex. The record is from RefSeq and is a predicted model, not a curated record.